AUGCCGCACGCCGAGGCUCAACUAUACCAAUAUUCUCAUGUCCAGGAGACAAAAGAGAACUUAGAAUGGGCAGACCUUCCUAAUAUUGAUCUCUCCAAGUACGGAACUGAGCAAGGCAAUGCCGAGCUGGCGGAGACGCUAAUCGAAGCCAUCCGUACCAAGGGGUUCUUUUACGUGACAAACUACGGCAUUUCCCAAGAAGCGGUGGACAAGCAGUUCGCCCUGGGGCAGGCAUUCUACGAGCUACCGCUCGAGGAGAAGCUCAAGUAUGUCCCCGACCUAGACUCGGGAGACUACAAUGGCUACAGACCGGCCGGACGACGUGUCCUUAGUGGGGGUGUUGUAGAUAAGACCGAAGUCUGGAACAUGGCAACCAAGGACGGACACAUCACCCAGCCCGUCCCACAACUCCUGAAGGAGAAUCUGGAAGAGAUCGAGAGCUUCGCCAAGGAUCUCCACGACAAGGUGCUCGACCCGCUGAACCACCUCAUCGCCCUGGCGCUGGAGCUGCCGCCGGACUUCUUCACCAAGGUGCACAGGUGGGAGACGCACGACGAGUCGCACCUGCGGUACAUGAAGUACUCCAAGUUCUCGGCGCGGGAGAUCGAGCAGCUGUCGGACGGGCUCUGGUCGCGCGGCCACACGGACCUGGGCACCAUCACGCUGCUGUUCCGGCAGCCCGUCGCGGCGCUCCAGAUCCGGGACCACGACACGGGGGACUGGAAGUGGGCCAAGCCGCUCGAUGGCAGCCUGACCGUCAACACGUGUGAUGCGCUCAACUUCUUGACGGGGGGGUACAUCAAGUCUACCAUACACCGGGUAUCCGUGCCACCGAAGGACCAAAGACACGUGGACCGGUUAGGCCUGCUUUACUUCGCGCGGCCGCAGAACGAUCUUUCGCUGAAGACCAUCGAUUCGCCGGUGCUGAAGCGCGCCGGGUUCACGCAGAAUGAGUUCGAGAAAGGCGGGCAUCCGGUUCCGACCAUGGGCGAGUUCACCACGCUGAAGCAGCAAUGGCAACAGAGGAAAGGAACGAGCUACGAGUCAAGCGAGGGGCAGCAAAUAUUGCCUGGAUUCACUGGGCAGUACUUCAAGUAA
Molecule: messenger RNA, 1098 nt
Organism: Truncatella angustata
Lineage: Eukaryota; Fungi; Ascomycota; Sordariomycetes; Amphisphaeriales; Sporocadaceae
Product: 2OG-Fe(II) oxygenase superfamily protein
Exons: 6
Coding region: 1-1098 (365 amino acids)
Molecular function (GO): dioxygenase activity
Source: RefSeq, a predicted model, not a curated record